AUGGGUGAGACAGAAGAGCGGGUGCGGAAAAGCACACCUCCACCUCCAUAUAGCCCCGAAAGGCCACCACCACCCUAUUCGACGAUGAUUAAUGUAAGACUGGAUGAUAUAAAUAUAAAUGAAACGAAGGAAAAAGAUGAAAAUGUACCUCAUCUACCGUGUACACCGUUUUCCACUGGAUCUAUCACAUCUACUGUUCAUCCACGAUUGAUUUCAGCUCCAACAACCCUUAUUAGCACUUCAGAAGGUAUCAAUCCGUCUUCCGAACCAAAAAAUGCAUCAUUCGAGAUCGCUAACUAUACUGUUAAGAAAGCAAUAACUGCAGAGCCGCAUGAUGAAUUUUGUCCCAAAUGUCAGGUAUUGAUUUAA
This is a messenger RNA of Loa loa (African eye worm), 369 nucleotides long. RefSeq lists its product as hypothetical. Lineage: Eukaryota; Metazoa; Nematoda; Chromadorea; Rhabditida; Onchocercidae. The coding region runs from base 1 to 369 and encodes 122 amino acids. The transcript has 2 exons. The record is from RefSeq and is a predicted model, not a curated record.